AUGUUUGGACUUAGGCCACUGGCUUUGAUCGGUUGGGUGCUACUACUCUUUCCUGCAGUGCUCCCCGCGCUAACCACCGCUGGUGCCCAUGGUGACGGUAAGCCCGCUCUCCGAUGCCAUCCAGACCAGGCUGUAAGCCUCCUCCAGCUAAAGAAAUCCUUCUCAUUCUUCCGUUACCCCAAUCCCCUUGAGUCAUGGCAGGAUGACACUGACUGUUGCCUUUGGGAAGGUGUUGGCUGCAGCAACUCCUCGGGCCAUGUCACUGCUCUAGAACUCAGUGGCCGUGGCUUGUACAGUCAAGGCCUUAACCCUGCAAUCUUCAACCUCACCUCGCUCCAACGGCUCGACCUUAGCAUGAAUAGUUUUGGUGGGUACAGCUUUCCGGCAAGUGGGUUUGAGAGGCUCUCCUUGCUCACCCAUCUCAACCUCUCAAAUUCGGGCUUCCAAAGCCAGAUACCUAUGGGCAUCGGCAAACUUGUCAACCUUAUCUCCUUGGAUCUUUCUUAUUACUAUUUUGCCCCUCGUGAGGAUUCUGGUGAUGGCGGUUAUACCAGCGCUGAUUCCGUGUCUGCUCUUGCUAGUUGGCCCUGGCUGCUGGAUUCCGACUUUCAGAUCCUAGUGAUAGUGGCCAACCUCACCAAUCUAAGAGAGCUCUACUUUGAUGGACUGGAUAUAUCUAGGAGUCUUGAUUGGUGCCGUACUCUUGCUAAUGCUCUUCCCGCUCUACAAGUUCUUAGCUUGGGUGAUUGUUCUCUUAACAGUCCUAUUUGUUCGUCCCUCUCAACACUCCACUCCCUAACAGUUAUCAAUUUGCAAGACAACUUCUAUGGGUCUUCCGCUCCCUUUCCAGAGUUUUUCAUGGAUUUUCUUAAUUUAAGUGUGCUCAACCUUGCCAAUACAAAUCUCCAAGGGUGGUUCCCUCGUAGAACCUUUCAGUCAAAAACUCUACGGGUUCUUGAUUUAUCUGGGAAUCAGAAUCUCUCGGGCCAUGUGCCCAACUUCUCCAACGCAAGUUCUUUAGAAGCAAUGAUGCUAGAUGGGACCAAAUUCUCCUUUGCAAAUUUAGGCUCUUAUACCAAUUUCAAGUAUUUGAAAACAUUAAGGCUUGAUGUGAAUUCCUUUCCAGAGGAGCCUCAAUCUUCACUUGGUAUUCUCAGAUCUGUACAGCAUUUGGAACUCUCUCAGAUGUACUAUACAAGAUAUUCAGGGCCCAUUUUGUCAUCGAUCUUCUCUCAGACUUCAGUUGCCAAACUCAAGAGUUUGAGAAGCCUGACACUCACUAGCUGCAACGACAUUGGGCCAGCUCUAUUUGGUAAUCUAGUAGGAUUGACAAGCUUGGAGAUCUCUUUUUGCAGCUUUAAUGGUCCAAUACCGUCUGCAAUUGGCAACCUGACAAACUUGAAAAGCUUGAUUAUCGAGCGAUUUUUUUCCAUAGGGCCAAUACCAACUUCAAUUGGCAAUCUCAUGAACCUGAGAAGCUUGUUCAUUUGGGAUGCUUACAAUGAUAUUGGACCAAUACCAUCUACAAUAGGCAAUCUUAGUAAUUUGGAGAGUUUUGAAGUAGAUGGCUCUGAUUUUUCUGGACCAAUACCCCGUGAAGUUGGGCUAAUCAAGAAGUUGAAAUUACUACGUAUUCAAAUGUGCAGCUUUUCUGGAAGUAUACCAAAUUCAAUAUCUAAUUUGACUCGCCUGGUUGAGUUAGAUCUUUCAUCUAAUGCUUUUAAUGGGGAACUUCCAACAUUCGUUUUCACUAUUCCAACAUUGCAGCGCUUAUAUCUUCAGUCAAACCAGCUCUCUGGUUCAAUACAAGAAUUCAACGCGACGCCUUCACACUUGGUGUCAGUGGACCUCAGCAUAAAUGAAUUGACAGGAAAUAUUCCCAAGUCGUUCUUUCAACUCACAAGUUUAGCUUAUCUUGAUAUUGGCUGGAAUAACUUGGUGGGUUCGGUGGAUCUUUCCUCUUUUUGGAGGUUAGAAAAUCUUGUUCAUUUGGGUCUUUCCAAUAUCAGUCUGUCAGUAAUGGACAUGGAUGGAAAAGACACCAACUCUCCAUGUACCUAUCUCUCUCGAGUUACCAGGUUAGAAUUAGCAAGUUGCAACUUAACCAGAUUCCCAAAUUCAGUGGCACAUCUUAACCAAAUGUCUUACCUAGAUCUGUCAUGCAAUAGAAUCAGUGGGGAAAUUCCAAAGUGGAUAUGGGUUACAUGGAGCAGUAGCCUUACAUAUUUGAAUCUUUCACACAACAUGCUCAGCAUUAUGCAACUUACUUCGUAUGUUCUCCCUUUCAGUCGGUUACAGACACUUGAUCUUAGUUCAAAUCUGCUCCAGGGACAAAUUCCUAUGCCAAGCUCGCAAGCGAUUCUCUUAGAUUAUUCAAACAACAAUUUCUCUUCAGUUCUUCCAAACUUCACUCUCUAUCUUGGUGUUGAAUUCAGAAUUUCCAAAAAUAAUAUUAGUGGACAUAUACCUAACUCAAUUUGUGAUUCAAGUAUCACUGUUCUUGACCUAUCAUUUAAUAACUUCAGUGGGAGGAUACCGCCGUGUCUAAUAGAAGAUGGUUACAUGAGCGCUUUGAGUUUGCGGGAUAAUCAAUUUGAAGGUGUGUUGCCUAACAACAUUAAAGACCAAUGUGUGCUUCACACAUUAGACUUGAACAACAAUAAGAUUGAAGGGCAACUUCCAAGGACACUUACUAAGUGCUUGCAGCUGGAGUUUCUAGACUUUGGAAAUAAUGACAUGGAAGGUACUUUUCCAUCAUGGCUGGGGAACCUUCCAACACUUCGUGUCCUUGUCUUGAGAUCCAACCGAUUCUAUGGUUCGAUUGGUGGUGAUCUUCACAUAUAUGAAAAAUCUCGAGAAUACUUCUCUAGCCUGCAGAUUCUUGAUCUUGCCUCGAACAAUUUCUUUGGUAGUUUGACUCCAGAUUUGUUCAGGGGGUUGAAAUCAAUGAUGACACAGAUGAACACUACAGGUCUUAUUAUUAGUGAUGACAAUGUGGUUUAUCACAAUCCAUAUCAAGAUACUGUCACGAUAGCAUAUAAAAGCAUAUAUAGGACAUUUGAUAAGAUCCUGACUACUUUAACGGUAAUUGACCUGUCAAAUAAUUCAUUUGAUGGUACAAUUCCUGCAUCGCUUGGGAAGCUUAUUUCACUACUCAUACUAAACAUGUCUGGCAAUGCCUUCACCGGUGUUAUUCCUCCGGAAUUUGGUGGGAUGACUCUACUAGAAUCACUUGACCUGUCUCAGAACCAGCUUUCUGGUGAUAUACCAGAGGCGCUAACAAAUCUCAGUUUUCUUGGUAUCUUGAAGUUGAGCAACAAUCAGUUGGCGGGAAGGAUACCUCGGUCAGGUCAAUUUUCAACAUUCCAGAACAGUUCAUUUGAAGGCAAUCUGGCGUUGUGUGGACAGCCAUUGUCCAACCCAUGCGGCAUUUCCCCUGGUCCUCCAAGUGUGGCGCAUGUGGAGAAGUCAUCUCAUGUUGAUGUUGUCUUGUUUCUCUUCGUCGGGCUGGGCUUCGGUGUCGGAUUUACAGCGGCCAUUCUGGUGAGAUGGGGUCGGAUUGUGGAAUGGUUUGUUAAAUUCGCAAGAGGUUGGCGGACCUGAUGUGAAUGCUGGAGAAUUAAUGCACACAUGCAUUGUUGGAAGGGAAGACGUACGUUAUACGUAGAACAGAGGUAUUGAAGUGUAAUAUGGCUUCCAGAUGUAUUUUUAUGUCUCUGCUUCUAAAGUAUCUUACGAAUGGCUUAAUA
Molecule: messenger RNA, 3749 nt
Organism: Lolium perenne
Lineage: Eukaryota; Viridiplantae; Streptophyta; Magnoliopsida; Poales; Poaceae
Source: RefSeq, a predicted model, not a curated record